GCCCGUCUUUCUACCGUCUACACGGCGGCCACGUGAUCUCUAAACCACGCCCUUCAGUUUGCUCGUUGACGUCACUCCAUUUCACUCCCAACGUGCCCCGCUGCAGCCAUCAUCUUGAAGUUCAUAGCAAGAUGGCGGAUAAACCAGUGGCCCUGGCCCAGAAGAGGCUUAUGGACGUCAAGCUCGGAGAACUGCCAUCAUGGUUUGGAACAAGAGACUUCACCCCAAACGGACUUAUUGGUAGUGUUCGAGGAGGAUAUGAGAGAUAUUACAACAAAUACAUCAAUGUGAGGAAAGGUGGCAUUGGUGGAGUUGCCAUGUUCCUUGCUGGUUACAUUGCUCUGAGCUACCUCUGGGAAUACGAUCACAUCAAGCACGACAGGUGGAGGAAGUACCACUGAAACCCACUGGACCACCAGGGCAAUCAAAUAUUUUGUCUGCAGCAGUGUGAUCAUCACACUCCAGCUUUCUCUGUUUGUGACCAAGAAUAAAAUAACUUUUAUUUAA
Messenger RNA from Carassius auratus (goldfish), 507 nucleotides. Its product is annotated as ATP synthase subunit f, mitochondrial-like. Gene Ontology annotation, cellular component: proton-transporting ATP synthase complex. The coding region runs from base 132 to 401 and encodes 89 amino acids. Gene Ontology annotation, molecular function: proton-transporting ATP synthase activity, rotational mechanism. Gene Ontology annotation, biological process: proton motive force-driven mitochondrial ATP synthesis. The record is from RefSeq and is a predicted model, not a curated record. The transcript has 4 exons. NCBI's taxonomy places the organism in Eukaryota, Metazoa, Chordata, Actinopteri, Cypriniformes, Cyprinidae.